Messenger RNA from Anolis carolinensis (green anole), 3775 nucleotides. It is a transcript of the gene dll1, whose product is annotated as delta like canonical Notch ligand 1. Gene Ontology annotation, molecular function: Notch binding; calcium ion binding. The record is from RefSeq and is a predicted model, not a curated record. Lineage: Eukaryota; Metazoa; Chordata; Lepidosauria; Squamata; Anolidae. The coding region runs from base 877 to 3072 and encodes 731 amino acids. Gene Ontology annotation, cellular component: plasma membrane. Gene Ontology annotation, biological process: negative regulation of Notch signaling pathway; Notch signaling pathway; cell communication. The transcript is spliced from 11 exons.
GAAGAGGGGAGUGGCGUGAUAAGGCGGAGGAAAGGUGGAGGGGGGAGAGGAGGAGGGUUGCCCAUUUUACAGCUCACUGACCAUUUGGCGAUCCAGGGAGCGGACGGCUGGGUAAAGUGCUUCCUUUGUGGCCGCUGGAGCCAGAUUGGGGGGCUGCUCAUUUGCAUCUCAUUAGCCAUGCAGGCGGCCGGCGCGAUAUAAGGCGGGCAGGCGCCCCGAGCGCAGCCAGAGAGAGAGAGAUCCCAGGCAGGCAGUCAGUACAGCAAGCAGCCAACUUCAAAAACAGAAGGAAAGACAGCAAAGAAGGAAACAAAACACACCCGAGAGGGGGAGGAAAAAAGGGGGGAAAUAAUACACACUUCCCCUACCACCGUAUCACCGCCUUUUCUUUGCCUCCUUUUUCGGACUUGGAUUCCUUCGGGGGGAAAACACGGACCGAGGGGGAUCCUCUCCGCCUCCCUCUCUCCCUCCCGCCUCCUCCUCUUCCUCCGUCGCCUGAAGCCACCGGGAAUUAUCUCCUCGGGGGAUUUCCACCUCGACGAUUAUUUUAAUCUGCUUUGGGAAGCCUUUUCUCCGCCUCUGGGAAUUUUAAGUGGCUUUUCCUCUCCUUUGCCUCCCUCUUCCUUCCUGGGUUGGAGCAAGGAGCCGAAGCGAAGCCCUGAGGAAGCCGCCUCCUCCUCCGUCGAGAGAAGCAGCCCAGCGGCUCCUGGUUUCAGACUCCUUCCGCUGGUUUUGCUCCUCAACUGUCAGGCGAGGAAAGAAGGGAAGGCGACGAGAAGAAGGGGCUCAUCUUUGGGAGGAGGAGGAAGCGGCUCUCCUCGAGGGAGGAAUUGGCCUCGCCGCGUCUUGAACCCCCUCCUUGGCAAGACAGCCAACAUGCGGGGCCAGUCUGCAUUGACUCUGCUGCUUGUCUGUUUGCUCCAGCUCCAGGUCCGGGCCUCGGGCGUCUUCGAGCUGAAGCUGCAGGAGUUUGUCAACAAGAAGGGGCUCCUGGGCAACCGCAACUGCUGCCGGGAGGGCGGCGGGGCGGGGGCGCCGCUGCAGGCCUGCGAGUGCCAGACCUUCUUCCGCGUGUGCCUCAAGCACUACCAGGCCAGCGUCUCCCCGGAGCCGCCCUGCACCUACGGCAGCGCCCUCACCCCGGUCCUGGGCGCCAACUCCUUCGCCGUCCCCGACCACGCCGCCGGCAGCAGCGGGGCCAGCGGAGAGCCCUUCUUCUUCAGCAACCCCAUCCGCUUCCCCUUCGGAUUCACCUGGCCGGGUACAUUCUCUCUCAUCAUUGAGGCACUGCACACUGAUUCUCCUGAUGAUCUCAACACAGAGAAUCCAGAGCGUCUCAUUAGCCGCCUGGCUACCCAAAGACAUUUGACCGUUGGGGAAGAAUGGUCCCAGGACCUGCACAGCAGUGGCCGCACUGACCUCAAGUAUUCCUACCGCUUUGUGUGUGAUGAGCACUACUAUGGUGAAGGGUGCUCUGUCUUCUGUCGCCCCAGGGAUGACGCAUUUGGCCACUUCACCUGUGGAGAGCGUGGAGAGAAAGUCUGCAACCCAGGCUGGAAGGGGCAAUACUGCACUGACCCUAUUUGCUUGCCUGGAUGUGAUGAGCAGCAUGGAUUUUGUGACAAGCCUGGAGAAUGCAAAUGCAGAGUUGGUUGGCAAGGACGUUACUGUGACGAAUGCAUCCGGUACCCAGGUUGCCUUCAUGGUACUUGUCAACAGCCAUGGCAAUGCAACUGCCAGGAAGGCUGGGGUGGCCUUUUCUGUAAUCAAGAUCUCAAUUAUUGCACACACCAUAAGCCUUGCAAAAAUGGAGCUACUUGUACCAACACUGGACAAGGGAGUUACACUUGUUCUUGCCGGCCUGGUUACACUGGUUCCAAUUGUGAGAUUGAAAUCAAUGAAUGUGAUGCCAAUCCUUGCAAGAAUGGAGGAAGCUGUACUGACCUUGAAAACAGCUACUCCUGCACCUGUCCACCAGGCUUCUAUGGUAAAAACUGUGAGCUGGGUGCCAUGACUUGUGCAGAUGGCCCCUGUUUCAAUGGAGGACGAUGUACAGACAACCCUGAAGGUGGAUACAGCUGCCGUUGCCCAGUGGGUUAUUCUGGAUUUAACUGCGAAAAGAAAAUAGACUAUUGCAGCUCAAAUCCCUGUGCUAAUGGAGCUCAGUGUGUUGACCUUGGGAAUUCCUACAUAUGCCAGUGUCAGGUUGGCUUCACUGGACGACACUGUGAUGAUAAUGUGGACGACUGUGCUUCUUUUCCUUGUUUCAAUGGUGGGACCUGUCAAGAUGGAGUUAACGAUUAUUCUUGUACCUGUCCACCGGGAUACAGUGGAAAGAACUGUAGCACUCCAGUCAGCAAAUGCGAACACAGCCCUUGUCAUAACGGGGCGACUUGCCACGAGCGAAACAACCGCUAUGUCUGCGAAUGUGCACGUGGGUACGGAGGCCUCAACUGCCAGUUCUUGCUUCCUGACCCACCUCAAGGAGCAGUGGGUUUCACCAUACCAGAUAAGUACACUAAUGGCCAGAGCUCCCAGUUCCCUUGGAUUGCAGUGUGUGCCGGAAUCAUUCUGGUCCUCAUGCUCUUGCUGGGCUGUGCGGCCCUUGUCGUCUGCUUCCGAGUCAAAAUGCAAAAGAGGCAGCAUCAGCCAGAUGCCUGCAGGAGUGAAACCGAAACCAUGAACAACUUGGCCAAUUGUCAAAGGGAAAAGGACAUCUCCAUAAGUGUCAUUGGUGCCACUCAGAUUAAGAACACCAAUAAGAAAAUAGACUUCCACAGCGAUAAUGCAGACAAAAAUGGCUAUAAAGCCAGAUACCCAUCAGUGGAUUACAAUUUGGUGCAUGAACUCAAGAAUGAGGACUCUGUGAAAGAGGAACGCAGCAAAUGUGAAGCUAAGUGUGAAACAUAUGAUUGUGAGGCAGAGGAAAAAACGGCAGUACAGCUAAAGAGUGAAACAUUGGAAAGGAAACGGCCAGAAUCGGUAUAUUCCACCUCAAAAGACACAAAGUACCAGUCGGUGUAUGUUAUAUCAGAAGAAAAAGAUGAAUGCAUCAUAGCAACAGAGGUUUAAAGAAAAAGCAACAAGAUGGCAAAAGUAUUGUUCUGAAACAAUUGUCAAAGGUUAUAUGCCCCAAUGAAUGCUGCUGAACAUGGAAAGGGAGAAAGAUUCCUUCACUGACUGCUGCUGAGAAACUAAAUUCAGGCUGAGCUGGUUCUCUACUGAAGUUAGCAAAAGUGACUGCAAAUAAUACAUGGUGGACACUAGGCCAGGGUCUGUGUUCAUAGAUACCUGUUGCACUGCCUUUUAUGAAUAUUUAUCAUUGCACUAUGGUCAGUUGCUUUUUUUCUAUAUAUAUUUAAAUGAACGGACUUAAUUUGCUCCAUAAGAAACAUGCACUGCCCGAAGUGUAUAUUUUGGAUUCUUAUGAGCCAGUCGUUUCUUGAACUAGAGCUACAAACACUGCCUUUAUUGUCCUUUUUAUACUAAAAUGUGUUUUUACUAGGUGGGGGAAAAAGUGUGUUAUUUUUUUUAAUCUGUAAAAAUUAUUUUCAGGACAUUUGUAAAUCUUGAGUAUUUUGUGAUGUUUUUUAUAAUUUAACUUUUUGGUAAAUAUGUACAAAGGCACUUCUGGGUCUAUGUGACUAUAUUUUUUUGUAUAUAAUGUAUUUAUGGAAUAUUGUGAAAAACGUUAUUUGAGGUUUUUUUUACUGUUUUUGUUAAUGAAGAAAUUCAUUUUUAAAAUAUUUUUCCAAAAUAAAUAUUAUUAAUGAUA